This is a messenger RNA of Dentiscutata heterogama, 3789 nucleotides long. NCBI's taxonomy places the organism in Eukaryota, Fungi, Glomeromycota, Glomeromycetes, Diversisporales, Gigasporaceae. The record is from the annotation of a GenBank genome assembly.
AUGUCCUCGCUAGUUUCUCCCGAUAUUGUUUCUCAACUGAACCAAGUAUUAUCAAAUUUGGCUUCCAAUGAUAAUAAUCUUCGUUCAAGUGCUGAACAACAACUGAAUGAACACUGGAUCGCGCAGCAGCCGGAUUUAUUACUUCUUUCUUUAAUACAGCUUGGAAGAUCUCACGAAGAAAUACACGGUCGCUCUUUUGCUUUUGUGCUGCUUCGAAGAAUUGCAUUCAAGCAAGUUCCAGGUACUCAAAAAACGGACGAUGCCACAAUAUGGGACCGCCUUCAAGAACAGAGUAGACAAGCAAUCAAAAAUGAACUUUUAAUGUCGCUUUCAGUUGAGCGAGAGAAUACUGUACGUUAUAAAGUUUGUGAUGCCGUAUCUGAAGUUGCUAAAAAUUCCUUCCUCAAAGGACAAAAGUGGGGUGAACUACUACCUGCUCUAUUUGAAGCCAGUAAAUCUCCUUCUGCCGAACAUCGUGAAGCUGCUUUACGAAUAUUUUCUGCUGUGCCUAAUCUAAUCACCGAUCAGCCUAUUGAUGUUUUAAAACAAGUUUUUUCUGCUAAUUUACGGGAUGCUGAUAAUGCACCUAUUCGUAUGGCUGCACUUAAAGCUGCUGUAGCAUUCAUGCUGGAAGCAAAUCAACCAAGUCGUACUUCUUUUUCUGAAUUAAUGCCACAAAUGCUUGAGGUCUUAUCUCCACUUGUAGCACAUCGUGAUGAAGAUGGUUUAGUUGAUGGUAUAAUGGUAUUCAUUGAAUUAGGUGAAAACUCACCGCGUGUAUUUAGGCCAGUACUCCCUAUCGUUAUGCCUUUCGCUAUAAAUAUUAUGAAAGAUAAAUCAUUUGAAGAGGGUACGCGUCAGACUGCUCUCGAACUUUUGCUUACUUUGUCGGAGGCUUCUCCGUCAAUGAUGCGCAAAACUCCGGACUUCUGUUCGCAAGUUAUCCCCAUAUCUUUGGAGAUGAUGACAGAAUUGGACGAUUAUGAAGAAUGGUACACAACUGAUGACUUAGAUGACGACGAUAAUGAUGAAAACUAUGUUAUAGGGGAACAUGCCAUGGAUAGAUUAGCUCGUAAUAUUGGUGGAAAAGCUGUACUCCCCAUUGCCUUUAAUUAUAUUCCCUCCAUGUUGGGUUCAGAAAAAUGGGAACAACGUCAUGCUGCACUUAUGGCAAUAUCUGCUAUUGGGGAGGGUUGUGUUAAAAUUAUGGAACCUGAAUUGGGUAAAAUUAUCGAUUUGGUUUUACCGUAUUUACGAGAUCCUCACCCUCGAGUAAGAUAUGCUGCGUGUAAUGCAAUCGGUCAAAUGUCGACUGAUUUCCAAGAUUCUCUCCAAAAGAAAUUUCAUCAACCUGUACUUACUAAUUUAAUUCCUAUAAUGGACACUCCGGAACCGAGGGUUCAAGCCCAUGCAGCCGCUGCCCUAGUUAAUUUCUGUGAAGCUGCAGAUAAGGCAAUUCUAGAACCUUAUUUGGAUCCUAUUUUUGAAAGGCUCCUUGUUCUUCUAAAUUCUGGAAGAACUUAUGUUCAAGAGCAAGCUAUAACAACGAUAGCUACAGUUGCAGAUAGUGCAGAAGAUAGAUUUGUCAAGUAUUAUAGUGCUAUUAUGCCUUUAUUAAUAAGCGUUCUUAGAAAUGCUCACCAAAAAGAAUAUCGAUUAUUACGAGGCAAAGCCAUGGAAUGUGCAAGUCUUAUAGCCUUGGCUGUAGGGAAAGAAAUUUUUGCACCAAAUGCUAAUGAGUUCAUUCAAUUAUUGGUUCAAACACAACAAUCAGUCACUGAACCAGAUGAUCCUCAAACAUCAUAUCUUAUUGCUUCAUGGGCAAGAAUAUGCAAAGUUCUUGGCGCAGAUUUUGUUCCAUACCUACCUAUCAUUAUGCCCCCUCUUCUGCAAUCGGCACAAUUAAAGCCUGAUUUUGCUAUUUUAGACCCCGAUGAUGAUAUUGAUUCUAAAUAUUCAGCUGAAGAUGGUUGGGAAUUUGUCGGUGUUGAAGGUCAACAAAUUGGAAUAAAAACGACUGUUUUGGAAGAAAAAUGUACCGCUGUUGAAAUGCUUAUAUGUUAUGCUCGAGAGCUUGGUCCUGCCUUCCAACCGUACGUUGAGGACGUUUUGGAAAUCGUGCUACCACUCUUAAAAUUUUAUUUUCACGAUGGUGUCCGUAAUGCAGCAGCAGCAACCAUUCCGCAUCUCCUUAACUCAAUUAAAAAGGCUAAUGCUAGUCAUGAAUAUAUACAAUCAAUGUGGCAUACAAUUGUGAAAAAAGUUAUCGAAGUUAUCAUGAGCGAAGUUGAUCCCACCUUUUUGUGGCAACUUUAUGUUACUUUUUACGAAUCAUUAGAAAUAGUUGGUGAUAAUAGUCUUGAUGAGUCGCAUUUAGAAGCUUUUACGAAAGCUACCGAAGUUCAAUUGCAAGAGUUUUAUCAAAGAAUAAAGCAACGAGAGCAAGCAAGACACAGUGGAGAUUAUGAUGCUGAAGAUGAAGAUAUAAUUAUGGAAGAAGAGGCAACGGAAGAAGGUGUUCUUGGUGAACUUUCAAAAGCUUUACAUGUCAUCCUUAAAACACAUCGAACGUCUUAUCUUCCAUCUUUUGAUAAGUUGUUACCAAUCGUAUCCAUGUUCUUGGCUGAUGCUAACCCUGCAGCUCGUCAAUGGGCUUUGUGUGUAAUUGAUGAUGUUAUUGAAUUUACUGGGCCUGCAUCAUGGGUUUAUCAUACUCAUUUCUUAGAAAAAAUGAUUGCAUCGUUAAUGGAUAUAGCCUCCGAUGUUAGGCAGGCUGCUGCUUAUGGUAUUGGUGUAUGUGCUCAAUUUGGUGGCGUGAAUUACUCUGAAGCUGUUGCAGAGGCACUAAGUAAUUUAUUCCAAGUAAUAAAUUCUGAUGGCUCUAGGAGAGAAGAAAAUAUAUAUGCAACUGAGAAUGCUAUAUCUGCUAUAACUAAGAUUCUAAAAUUCAAUAAUAGUAAAGUUGACGUGAACGCUGUGCUUCCAGCUUGGUUUGCAUCCCUACCUAUUAUCUAUGAUGAAGAAGAAGCAGCACUUACUUACACAUACUUGCUAGAUUUGCUAGAAGCUCAACAUCCUCUCGUUCUUGGUAAUAAUAAUGAAAAUAUUCCACGUAUUGUCAAAAUUUUCACUGAGCAAGAAUUCAUUACACCUUCAGAAGCUUGGAUAUCAAAAGUUACUGAAUCACCAGCGGAAGAACGAAUUCCUUUAGCUGUUGUUGACACCGUUUUAAGCAAAUUAAAUCAGAAUAAUAGGAAACAUCAUGUACAAAUAUUUAAUCGCCAAUCGAUGCGCCAAAUACUCGAACAACUUCAAUUUAUCUACGAUCAAAAAUGUAAAGACGCUUUAGAAGGGCACAUCAGAGUUGAAAAAAAAGAUUAUAAUAAUAUCAAAUGGAUCGAAUCAUUUCCCGAAGAAUGGCCACAAUUUGGAAAUUUAGAAUAUGAUCAAGAAGAAUUAGACAGAUACGCUGAUUUGCGAUCACGUGUAAAUCAAAUUCAAAAAAAUUAUAUUACAAUGAAGGAGAAAUGUGAACACUAUAAGAAUCUUCGCGAAGCUCUAGCACCGUUAAAUAAAUCAACCAUACAACAAAAUUUGGUUGCAAAAAAUGCGCCUGUUAUUAAUGAAAUUAACAAAAUGAGGAUAUUGUUGCCAAAACUAUUAAGUACAUUGCAAAGAAAAUCAGGGUUUCUUAAGAAAAAACUUAAUGAGAAUUUAAAAUCUGAAAACGGUGAAAACUUUAGAAAUACGCUUGAUAUUGUCAAAGAUAUGUUCAAAGCUGAAGAGUAA